This is a messenger RNA of Theileria orientalis strain Shintoku, 4662 nucleotides long. RefSeq lists its product as hypothetical. The transcript has a single exon. Lineage: Eukaryota; Apicomplexa; Aconoidasida; Piroplasmida; Theileriidae. The record is from RefSeq and is a predicted model, not a curated record. Bases 1 to 4662 code for a protein of 1553 amino acids.
AUGGAAGAUUCAGGUUCUAUCAAAGUUUUAAUUAAAGAUCUUGGUUCGGAACAUUAUGCUUCAAAAGUUGGUGAGGAACCACUUACGGACUAUCCUAUGUUUGUCAAGCUUACUUUUAGAGAAGACAGUUGGCUUCCAUUUCUUAAUUUUUCUAUUAUAGCUAAUGGUACAACAUACAAUUAUAAUCCUGAACAUAGAAGUUUGGUUUAUAAAAAUGAUUUAAUUUUUUUUGUGGACAUAUUCGUUUUUAGAGACAAUGUUAAUAAACCGCUUUUAGUUGGAGUUAACAAUGGAACUAACUACUAUUACUUCAGAAUAAGUGAAUCGGAAGGUCAUGACACUCAACUCGAACUGGAUCACCCUUGUAAUUGUUCACUUACAACAUUUUUUGAUAUGUUACUAGAUGAACAUGAAAAAACAAACAGGACAAUUACAUUUAAAAUAGAUAAUAAAACCGGAUAUGACGGUGUAGAUUUUACUAAUGAAACAAAGUAUGGAUUUUCCACUUUUAAACAUGUGCUUAAAAAUGACUAUAAACUUCAUUUUAUUGUUGCUUUAAAAGGAAGAAAUGAAAUUUUUGAUUACGAAACCCUUGAAAGUAUUCAAAAUAAAAAUUUUAGAGAGAUGACUGCGUAUUACAGUAAUAAAUCCAAUACUGAAAUUCCUUUAUUAAUUGAAUUUUUUAAUGGGAGUAAGAGAUGUUACUAUCAUAAAGAAAACAUCCAUCAAAAAUAUUGGACCGAGAUGGAUAUUAAGGAUGAAAACGAUCUAGAAAAAGAACUAAACCAUCUUGAAGCAAAGUUAUUUUACUCUAUUUUAGUUUCAAUAGACCGAAAGAGUGAUUAUAUUAGGGGAGUAAUAAUAGAUGAUAUACACUCUGAGGGUUUGAAUGAUCCUAAAAACGAACAAAUCAAAGUUGAUAAAAAUGAAAAAUACUCAAUUUCAAAUUAUGUGUGUUAUGAACAUGAUUUAAGUGUGUAUAAUACAAUAAAUUUUGGGCACAAAAAUUUUGAAUAUGGUGAUUAUUUCAAAUCAUUAUUUAUUAACAUAUCUAAUAUAACAAUAGAAAUUGCUGAAGAAAUUUUAGACUUUAUUCUAUUUGUUGAACCAACCCCUAAGUUAUAUGUAUGGUUUUACGAAAAAUUAAAGAAAGAAGAUGAGCAAAAUUUGCCAUUGAUGAUACAAUAUUACAAUAAAACUUACAUUCCUAAAAGUAGAAAUGAGUAUUUCGAUAAAUGGGUAGUUCUUAAAUCUCUAUCUGAUUCUACACAAAAUGAAAAAAUGUAUUUUAAUACAAUUAUACAAAAGUCCGAAAGUUUUAAUUUUAUGUUAAAAAACUUUGAAUCUAACAAAUUUAAACAUGAGUUAGACAUAGUUAAUGUUAUGUUAAAUGAAAUCGAUCUAAAUCAUAAAAUGGUUAAUACCAGUAUGACCAGCGAGUACGGUAUACCCAGACCUGCUUAUUUGAAUACUACAUAUGACACGAGUAGGAUACAUGUUGAAUAUAAUUAUUAUCAAGAUUUAUUUAUUAACUGUACUCAUACUACAAAAAAUGGGUUCACGAUUGGAAAACAAUAUUAUACCAAACAAAUAUACGAUCAAAGAAGUAUUAGAGAAAAAAAUAACCCUGUUCGUAAACAUAAUAAAAGCAAGGAUCAGAAAGGUGAAUUGAAUGUUAACUCUAGGGAUGUUAGCAUAUAUUAUUUUAAAUAUGACCGUGAUAGUGAAUACCCUUUAAUGGUUGAAUUUAAACUAUAUGAUAGCCUCCACGAAUAUUAUGUACUUAGGUGUAAUUUUUUUAACAAGGCUGAAUAUGAGUUAAGAAAACUCCCAUUCUGUGAUAAAAUUAAAGGCAACGAUCUUUGUACUAUACUCACACAUCAGAAUUUCAUAAUUCACAAUGUUAUAAGCAUAAAAUUGGAUAAACGGUCAUCAUACGCAUGUUGUGACAAGAAAACCCAUAACAAAUAUUUAGAGCUUGUUCCAAUCAAAAUUUGGGGAUUUGAAUGUUGUCGGUUUAAAGAUGAAAAAAAUAGUAAAACUACAAACUUUCCUUUUAUACAUGUGGCUGGAUACCGUACAAAUUCAUCACAUGGCUAUAUUCCAUUUAAACAUAAUCUAACAACGUUUUUAACCAAUAAAAAUAUGGGAACCCAAGACAAUAAAUUAGAACAGAUAAAAAUAAAAGGAUUCCAAAUAAAUAAUAACGAUAUCACAUUAAAUGGUACAGGAUUAGAUAGACGAGCUGUUGUUAAAGCCCCUUAUGUGUUUGUAUAUUUUUACGGCAAUGAUCCUAGACCCCUAUUAGUGUAUUUUAACAAUAAAGUUUAUGUUCCCGAGGGACUAUCCAAUUACCCAAGUGUAUGGAAUCCUGUUAAUAGUCAGAAAAAAUUCACAAUCAGAAGUCAACAACAUAUUAAUUUGUUAUACCAGAAUAUUUUGGACAAGUUAAAUGUGACAGUAGGAUUUUUAAAUACGGUCAACCUUUAUCAACAUAACAAGGAUGAUAAGAAUCACACUUAUGAUGUUCACACAUACAAUAACCAUCAUGUAAAGAUAAAUGUAAAACCACAAAACUUUUCAUUUUCAUCAACCAGUUUUUCUACUAGCUGUUACAAGAAACUUACACAUACCCCAAAUGGUAUGAAUACAAAAACUGGAAGUGACCACGAUGGAUUUAGGUUAGGUAACAUAGAAUAUAAUGGAAAUGGACUAACAGGCACACUGGAUUACAGUAACUGCUUUCAUAAAUGGCACCCUUUAAUUAGUGUCAGUGUAUACUACUAUAAACAUGACAAUGAUUACAAGGAUCCUCUUUUAGUUGAGCUAAAGUUUAAGGUCAUUAUGACUGAUAGGUUAUUUGACUAUUACUAUAAGCUAAAGACUUCUGAAGGAAACCAGUUAAAAUGGGAAAUGGAUAAUAACGCUAAAAAGUUUGUAAAUGGAGGCAAUGACAAUCUGGCAAAAUACUUAAAUGGUAUUAGGUCUCAGCUAAAAAAGAUCUUGAAAAUAGAAAUAAACAGACAGGCCCGAUAUGAUUUGAUGUUGUCGGAAAAAGCCGGUAAAGCUGAUACAUUUCAAAAAGAGAAUCAUUAUCAAAUAGAGGUUGAAAGGUGUACCGACUGUCCAACGUUAUCUAACCAAGAUUACAAGACCUUUGUUCACAAAAUCUCAAACAUAAAUGAAAGUUUCGAUUACAAUUCUAUAGGAGGCAUAGUAUUUACUUUACCCGGUACUGAUGAAAAGAACAUUGAAAUUUCACUUGAAGAUUCAAAGACUUUGAAUCCUAUUGGCAUUAUUCAUUAUGAUCAAUGCAUGGGAGAUGUUCAUGUGUAUUUUUCUAAAAAGUCGGAUUCACCUGCUGGAGUACCAAUUCUUAUUCGCCUUAAUGAUCAGUGGUACACUCCUAAUAAAAUUGAGAACUACUAUACAAAAUGGUCUCGUGUGGAUAAAUUAGAAGUUCUUCCUGGACUUUAUGAGUUUAAAGAUCAGUCAAUGAUUAAGAAAUAUUUUGAAGAAGUAAAUAAAACGCCAAAUCAAGAGAAUGAAUUUACAGUUUCUAGUUUAAAAUUUCCUAAACCUGAUUCUACCGAAGGCAAUAAAAUUUCUGCUGAUGACGUGAAAUUGUAUAUUGAUGUGGCCAAAAAUCCUUCUCACAAUGACAUGGAGGUACAUUAUAAUCAUGAUUCUGAAAUAGCUCCUGUUAAUAACAUGAUGCCCUCUGUCCAGAUAGAAAUACCUUCUUCCGACUCAAAAAAACAAGUUGACAUAGAAACACCUAAUGUCGAUUUUGAUAUGUAUCCUGCUGAUGAUUUGAAAAUAUUUUCUGUUAAUUACCCUCAAAUACCUCCUGAUAAUUUGGAAAUGACUUAUGUUAAUAAUUUAGAAAUAUCUCCUGCUAACGAUUUGGAAAUGCCGUAUUCAAAUGAAGUCCAGGUACCUCCUAUUUACGAUCUGAAAAUGCCUUCCAUUGAUGAUUUCGAAACCUCUCCCGUUAAUGAUCCCAAAAUACCUUACGUUCGUGAUCUGAAGAUACCUUAUACUCAUCAUUUGGCAGCGGCAUCUAUCGAUUUAAAACAAACUCAUGUUGAUAUAGAAAGACCUGAUAAAUCCAUAAAAAAACCCAUUGUUAACAUAGAUAUGACUCCUGUUAAUGUAUUCGAAGUAGCUUCUUUUAAAGACGUAAAUAAAUCUGAUGUUGACACAGAAACCCCUCCUGAUGAUGAUUUGGAAAUAUUUCCCGUUAAAUACCCUCAAACAACUUAUUUAUGUGAUCCUGAACUAGAAAGUUUAGAUGAUAAAUUUCGAGAAGCAUUAGAAGACGAUUCUAAUAUUCAGGGAGACCAACCAAAAGCAUUUGUAGGUUCAAAAAUCCUUGACUUCACACAGGACCAUAAUCCCGGUUUUAGAUCCCGUGAAGUUUCAGAAAAAGUUUUAAACCCUAAAAAUAUGAAUCCUAAAGAACUUUCUUUCGAUCAACCUCCUAACCCUCUUGCUUCAACUGGACUAGCAUCUACUUCAGCUGAUUCUGAUAACUCUUAUUUAGGUCCUAUAUUAGGAGGGACUUUCGGCUUGCUUGUAACUCUAGGUCUUUUUACGUUUAUGUUAUUUAAAUAUUUUAGGAGAGUUCGACUCCGGAACAUGAUUCCACAGCUUUACUAA